Molecule: messenger RNA, 1225 nt
Organism: Lampris incognitus (smalleye Pacific opah)
Lineage: Eukaryota; Metazoa; Chordata; Actinopteri; Lampriformes; Lampridae
Gene: wbp1lb
Product: WW domain binding protein 1-like b
Exons: 4
Coding region: 1-1194 (397 amino acids)
Source: RefSeq, a predicted model, not a curated record
AUGGUACAGUCACAGUUUUUGCAGGCUGAAAUGAUCGCCCAAUUUGACUUGAGUCGAAGCUCACUGAGAAGAUUCAGCAAAGUGAGCCUACUGCACUGUGAGGGGGUGAACAAUCAAAGCUAUAUUUGUGAGACUGGGCACUGCUGUGGAGAAUCCCAGUGCUGCAGCUACUACUAUGAACUGUGGUGGUUUUGGUUGGUGUGGGCCAUCAUCUUUAUCCUGAGCUGCUGCUGUGUUUGUCACCAUCGUCGCACCAAACACCGGCUGCAGCAGCAACAACGCCAACACGAGAUCAACCUCAUCGCUUACCGCGAGGCACACAACUACACAUCAGUGCCCUUCUACUUCAGGUUUCUUCCAAACUACCUCCUGCCUGACUAUGAGGAGGUAGUCAACAGACCCCCUACUCCGCCCCCUCCUUACAGUGCCUUACACACGGGUCCAUCCUCAGCAGCUUCUAGCACCCUGACCACUGAGCAGCAGGAGGGCCACUGUUCAGCAAUCCAGCCCACUCCAGUUCCCUCAGUUGCCGACACCUUGCAUUCUAGACCCAGUCUGGAGGAGACGCAUGGCCCCAGCACAAGUUUCAGGCCCAAGCCUGACAACAAACCCCUUUCAACUGCACAAGAUUCAGGUAUGAUACUACUGCCGGAUGUGCUCCAGGAUGGGCUCACGGGGGAAAGGCCCAGCAGCCAGGAGAAAAGAGUUGGGGGGGACCCCUGCAAGGAUCCCCUGUUGAAGGACCUCGGGGUGUCGGAGGGUUGCACUGAGGACAAAGAGCGGCUAAUCAGUGGGAGGAGACGACGAUUCACAGGGGACUCAGGGAUUGAGGUGUGUGUGUGUGGCACACGUGGGAACAGCAUUUGUAGUGGAGUAGGAGGAAUAGGUCAGGAAGGCAAAGAGUUGAGGGAGCUGGAGAGCCUGCUGGGGCAAGAAGGGGGUGGGGAGGAGGCCGAGGAGGAGAUGGAGGCCAGUGACUAUUGCGAAAGCUGUGGACACCGUGCUCAGUUCAGCAUGGACGAGGAGCAGGCACUAGCGGGGCUGGAGAGGAGGGUCACACGCCCAUCAGGGGCCCCUCAACCAGCUCCCCAGACCAGCAGCACCACGCUCCACCCUCCGGUGUGUCUACUCCUCCACACCAUUAAUGAGCAGGAGGGGCCUUACCACGGGGGCAGCACUGAGCCUCAGGGCUGAUACACAGUCAGGCUGAACACACCUUCACUUG